AUGAGUGCUAGAGAUCAAAGAUUAUUGAGAAAAAAAUGGAGGGAAAAUGCAAGGAAACGAAGAGAAGUUAAGAAAAUACAGCGCCAAACACAGAAAAUGUUGAACGAGGAAACAGCAGCAUUGUCUCCAAUACCUCUCAAUAGCCCAUCAGCUUCUCUGAUUACCCUUCAACCAUCAACAUCGAGAGUAUCUUCUUGGAAAGCUGUCGUAGCUAGAAACAGGAGAAUUUUGAAAUCUGAAAAUAUGUAUCUAAGGCAAAGAUUACAAGCACUUGAAAAUAAAUAG
This is a messenger RNA of Parnassius apollo (apollo), 285 nucleotides long. Lineage: Eukaryota; Metazoa; Arthropoda; Insecta; Lepidoptera; Papilionidae. The record is from the annotation of a GenBank genome assembly.